AUGCUCUCCGCAUUCACAGCUCGGCCGCUCGUCGAGCUCAAACCGCGAGACAAGUCGCGGAUCGAAUCCGUCCUCGCAUACGGCGACCGCGUCCUUGUCGGAUUGAACAACGGAAGCUUACGAAUAUACCGAGUUAACGAAGUCGAUGUCGACGCCGAACACGAUGCCACGGAGAACAACGGUAACGGAUACGGUCAUGACGCAGGGCCAGGGAACGGCGGGAGUCGGCCGCCCACGCAGAAUGGGAACGGGGAUAAUACAAUGACGAAAGCGAAACAGACGGAUCUACUGCGGGAAAUGGAGAAGUUCUCCAGGUACAAGAUUGAGCAGCUGGCGUUGAUCAAGGAGGCGAAGCUGCUGGUCUCCUUGUCGGGCGGAUACGUAUCCAUUCACGAUUUGCAGAACUACCAGCUUCAGGAGCAGCUUACACGGACGAAAGGCGCUGUCGCGUUUGCUGUGACAUCGAAUAUUGUCAAUGACCCCGAAACCGGUGUUCCCUCGAUCGUGUCGCGGCUCGCGGUGGCGGUUAAGAGGAAGAUACUGCUGUGGUCGUGGAGGGAUAUGGAGCUCGACAAUGAUACCGCGGAGUUGACGCUAGUCAGUGGUAUCAAGACGCUUACGUGGGUCUCCGGGACAAGGCUGGUGGCUGGAUUAAGCUCAAAUUUUGUGCUGGUGGACAUUGAGACGAAGACCGUUACAGACUUAGUCGGGCCGGGGAGCAUUGGAGGCCUAGGGGGACAGGAAACAGGUCGACUUGCGGGUGUUGGAGUCGCCAGUAUGAGUUAUAUAGGGAUCGGUGGUGCUGCGCCGAAACCGCUGGCUACGCGACUAAGCGAGGGACAGGUGUUGCUGGCUAAGGAUAUCAAUACGCAGUUUACGGAUAUCGAUGGCAACUCGCUUGGUCGACGACAGAUCCCGUGGAGUAGCGCGCCGGCCGACAUUGGGUAUUCGUAUCCUUUCUUACUUGCGCUGCAUGAUUCUUCCAAAGGGAUCUUGGAGGUUCGGAACCCCGAGACGCUGUCGCUGCUUCAAUCCAUUUCGUUACCAUCGGCGAGCACUAUGCACAUAGGCCAACCUACGAUAAGUCUUGCGCAUGCCGGUAAAGGUUUCCUGGUCGCAAGCGACCGCAUUAUAUGGAGGAUGGAAGCGCUUGGUUACGACAGCCAGAUUGACUCGCUUGUUGAGAAAGGAUAUCUCGAUGAAGCUAUAAGUCUUGCGGGUAUGCUUGAAGACGCACUGCUUAAGGACAAGGCAGGCCGAAUAAGGGAGAUCAAACUCGAAAAGGCACAGGGACUAUUCAGCCUGCGGAGGUACCUUGAGUCGCUGGAGCUGUUUACAGAAGUAUCGGCGCCGCCAGAGAUUGUUAUACGACUCUACCCUAGGGUCAUUGCGGGCGACCUCACCUCUGUCAACGAAGAAGACGAGCUGGAAAGGACUGCGACAGAAAACCAACCUAAAUUUCCUGACGGUCAAGCUCCCGCCGAAGAAGAUACCUCUGAGGAAACCACUCCCGUAAAGGCUCUGGAUCACACUCCGUCCAUGAUGUCCUUUCUUCGGAGUCGAGAUGAAGGAAGUGGCAGCGAUUCAGGCAGUAUCCGUGGGAAGCCGGAGGAAGCCCGCUUAGAGAAAGCUCUUACUGGAAAGGAUCUUAACCUUGCAGUUCGCGAGUUGCAGGCAUACCUGGCCGAUGUUCGGAGGCGAUUCCAGCGGUUCCUGAAUCCUGAUGGUUCACUCAAGCUUGACCCGCAAACAGAUGGAGCAAACGAUGAGUACACAGAUUCUGUGAUGAAGUUACUCGACAUAACGCAGGACGAAGAGGACUACGAUUUUGGGGAGAAACUUCGCGAGAAAGCAAGACUCGUCGAUACGUCGCUGUUCAGAGUAUACAUGUACGCCACACCAUCCCUAGCAGGCUCACUCUUCCGCAUCGCCAAUUUCUGCGAUCCGGAGGUGGUAAUGGAAAAGCUCGAGGAGACAGGCCGCCACAACGACCUCAUCGACUUUCUAUACGGAAAGAAGAUGCACUGCCAGGCUCUUGAGCUUCUCAGAAAGUUCGGCCAGUCUGAAUCGGAAGAGGAAACGGCGCCACAGCUCCACGGACCCAAGAGGAUGGUCGCUUAUCUGCAGCAUUUGUCUCCGGAGCAUAUCGACCUGAUUCUUGAAUUCUCUGAGUGGCCUGUUAAGGAAGACCCCGACCUUGGCAUGGAGAUCUUCCUUGCGGAUACGGAAAAUGCGGAAACGCUGCCCAGACACAGAGUGCUUGAUUUCCUGCAAGGGAUUGAUGUCAAGCUAGCUGUUCGGUAUCUUGAGCAUGUCAUUGGAGAAUUGAAUGACUUGACUCCGGACCUGCAUCAAAGGCUUGCUGUUCUGUAUCUGGAUCGGCUGCAGAAACACCAGGGCAACGAGGAUGAGUUUUCGAGCGAGGAAGACUAUCAAGAGUGGCGGGAAAAGUUCAUCACGAUGUUGAGGUCGAGCGAUCAGUAUUCGCCGUCUAAGAUUCUGGGUCGUUUAGAUCGUGAUGAUCCAGAGUUUUACGAAGCUCGCGCAAUACUUUUUAGCAAGAUGGGCCAACACAGACAAGCACUGGAGAUUUACGUCUUCAAAUUAGAAGACUAUGUCAAAGCAGAAGAAUACUGCAACCACCUUCACAGGACAGAAGAUACACCAACGCCGAGCAGACCGGCUACAGAGUAUUCCGCACUUGCUCCCUCGGACGAUGAACCCUCCAUCUAUCACACAUUGCUUUCCUUGUAUUUGACCCCGCCUCACGGGUACAAGCCACAAUAUGCCCCAGCCCUUGAACUCCUAGCCAAGCAUGGAUCCCGGUUGCCCGCCAACUCUGCGUUAGAGUUAAUUCCUGAAUCUCUCCCGGUCCGUGAGCUCGAGUUCUACUUCAAAGGCCGCAUGCGUGCAGCCACUACAAUCUUGAAUGAGAGCCACAUCACGGCCAACCUGCUGAAGGUCCAAACCAUUAAAACACGCGCGCAGCUGCUAGUUGGCGAAGGUACGGACGGGAGAUCGUCGAGAUCAAGGCAUGUCACUGUCACCGAAGAACGGGUGUGCAGCGUCUGUCACAAGCGAAUUGGUGGUAGUGUGAUAAACGUGUUCCCCGAUAAUACUGUUGUACAUCUAGGCUGUGCCAGCCGCAUGUCGUCUUCUUCAUGA
Molecule: messenger RNA, 3165 nt
Organism: Aspergillus mulundensis
Lineage: Eukaryota; Fungi; Ascomycota; Eurotiomycetes; Eurotiales; Aspergillaceae
Product: putative vacuolar morphogenesis protein AvaB
Exons: 4
Coding region: 1-3165 (1054 amino acids)
Biological process (GO): autophagy; vesicle-mediated transport; endosomal vesicle fusion
Cellular component (GO): cytoplasm; fungal-type vacuole membrane
Molecular function (GO): protein binding
Source: RefSeq, a predicted model, not a curated record